Trichomycterus rosablanca is the source of this 877-nucleotide messenger RNA. RefSeq names its product proteasome 26S subunit, non-ATPase 9 (gene psmd9). Gene Ontology annotation, molecular function: protein binding. NCBI's taxonomy places the organism in Eukaryota, Metazoa, Chordata, Actinopteri, Siluriformes, Trichomycteridae. The coding region runs from base 10 to 651 and encodes 213 amino acids. The record is from RefSeq and is a predicted model, not a curated record. The transcript is spliced from 6 exons. Gene Ontology annotation, cellular component: nucleus; cytoplasm. Gene Ontology annotation, biological process: proteasome regulatory particle assembly.
ACGUCAGCCAUGAAGAUGACAGAAGAAAACUACAAUGCUAAAGACUCGAUCACAAUGGAGGAUGUUCAGCGACUGAUUAAAGUGAAAGAUGAGAUUGAGGAACAGAUUAAAGCGUACUACGACGUCCUUGAAGAUCAAGGUGAUGUGGGCAUGCACGCAGCUCUCGUGGACGUCGAAGGCUUCCCUCGAGCAGACGUGGAUCUGUACCAGAUCCGAACAGCCAGACACAGCAUAUCAUGUUUGCAGAACGACCACAAAGCCAUCAUGGUGGAGAUAGAAGAAGCUCUCCACAAGCUGCAUUCUACAGCGAAGGCGAAGCACGAACAGGACCAGGCGGGUGCGCAGGCGGACCCGAUGGAGCAGGACGUGUCGUUGCCGCCCCCUUUUGCCCGAGUGGACACUGUGACCCAGGGCUCUCCUGCUCAUCAGGCGGGCUUGUGCACCGAUGAUGAGAUCAUCGAGUUUGGUUCAGUCAACACCAACAACUUCCAGAACCUUCAGAACAUCGCGUCUGUGGUCCAACACAGUGAAGGGAAAUCUGUAAGGAUUGCAGUAAUUCGGAAUGGACAGAAGGUUCAUUUUAACUUGACUCCACAGCGCUGGUCUGGACGAGGUCUGCUGGGGUGCAACAUAGUUCCACUUCGCAGAUAACAGAUUUUAGGAGAGCACCUCAGUCCUUCAGACCAACCUGAGCUCUUUGUCACCGGAUGAAUAAACACAUUCUUUAUUUUUCUGUACAAAGUGUUUAGAUGUAUUGCUGUUUCAAUUUCAAUUCACAUUUACUCUAAAGCAUCUGAAUUGGACAUGUUUCCUGCAUAUAAACAAAUCCACACAUUUUCAUAAUAAUACUGAAACAUUAAUAAAUAUUGAGCACAUA